UAAAGGGUUUUUCCAGGAUAUUCCUUACUUCUACAUUUGGGUGUUCUAGAGUGGAGAUAGCAAGCCAAGUCAUAUUUGAGUUCCAUGGAUUUAACAUUAUGUUUGUCGCGAAUAUAGGCAUUUGUGCUGAAUAUAUCCGAGUCAGUAAUUUUUCUCAGCAGUUUGUUGUGCGUUCCACAGAUUUUUUUGAAUAGAGUUUCCGAAAUAAGGCUGCCCCAUACAGGAAUAGCAUACGUUAGAAUGGGAACAAUAAUUUGCUUAAAUAUUGUGACUUUACAUCUUGUGCUGAGGGAGCUCUUUUCGUCAACAAGCCAUUUUAGGCGAUGAUAGAGGGUGGUGACUCCUAGAUAUUUAUAUUGAUUAGCGUUUUUUAUAGGUUUUUCAUCGAUUUUUAUUAGGUAAGAUCUUAGAGCAGGGGAUAUGUUUCGUUUUGUGUAUAGGACACGAAUAGUCUUAUCAUUAUUUAUCGUAAAGCACCAUUUAGUUGACCAUUUGGUGAAUUCAUUUAGGUAUUUUUGCGUUUUCCUGAUGGCCAUGUAGGCAUUUUUAUCAGUAGAUACGAUUAUAGUAUCAUCUGCGAACGUUGACAGUAGGAUGUCAGGGUUCUUCUUGGUUUCACCUGAUACCAUGAGGAAGUCGUGUUCAAAGAUAUAAUCAGGAAUUGGCAUGUCAGACGAAUAAACAUUGAAGAGAAGGGGUCCCAGAACACUGCCCUGGGGUAUUCCUGCAGUGAUUUUGCCAAUUCUGGAAUAUGUGUCAUCUGUGCCCCUGACUGUGAACGAUCUAUCCUGCAGAUAGCUUUCAAGAAUCUUGAACAAGCAGUAAGGCAGGAGUUUGGCCAGUUUAUUCAAUAAUCCUAAGUGCCACACUUUAUCAAAUUCAGUAAUGUCUACAAAUACAGCAGAGCUGUAUUCUUUUUGUUCGAGUGAUUUUUGUACUAACUGUGUGACCCUUGCGAGUUGGUGUUCAGUGCUGUGGUUUUUACGAAAGCCAAAUUGAUGGUUUGGAAUUGCUUUGCGAAAAGUUGAAUACAAAUUAUAUUGUUCACACCAAAGAUUAAAAAGGGCAACGUUACAAGGUCAAGGACAAUAUCCAAACUAUUCACACGAAAUACGUUUUGGAUGGCAAAGCAACGAUUGCUUUCAAGAAGCCCUCACUGAAUCUGUUGACUAAAUGUGAUCCCAUUCAGCUGAAGGGAUUCCUGCAGACGCUUAAACUGGGUAUGGAAGGCAAGGAUGUCAUCAAUUUGAGACUAAAUACAGUCACUGCCAUGGCACAAAAAUCAAAGUUACAGACGAAAAUGGCUAUAAAUCGUCACAGUGACUAUCCCAUCAAGGUCUUUCCUCGAUAUCUACAAUCCCUAACAAUAGACAAUACGCAAUUGGUUAAAUUGAGCUAUCAUAUAUGCUCCUUACGGAAUCUAACCCACCUGGAUGUAUCCAACAAUAAGUUGCGUAAGUUACCUGUUGAACUGGGGAGAUUACACUUGAGCAAGCUCGUCCUCCAUGACAAUAAUCUGGGUGAAAUAGACGAUUGGUCAUUUCUAAAUGGCAGCAAAUUACGAGACUCCCUGCGCGAAUUGGAUUUCUCUGAAGAUUUGGAUUUCUGA
Molecule: messenger RNA, 1609 nt
Organism: Drosophila willistoni
Lineage: Eukaryota; Metazoa; Arthropoda; Insecta; Diptera; Drosophilidae
Product: leucine-rich repeat protein 1-like
Exons: 2
Coding region: 1223-1609 (128 amino acids)
Molecular function (GO): protein binding
Source: RefSeq, a predicted model, not a curated record